GGGUUUCUUUGCAUUUCAAAGUUGAUGGCGGCACAUUCCAUCGUCGGAGGCGGCUACCGUCGAUACGAGAUCUCGGCGCUGUGCGCGGUGGGGACGAUCCUAUGUUAUGCCGACCGUACGAACAUUGGGGUGGCGAUUCCGUCCUUCCAGCCCGACCAUGCCGUACAAGGUCACAUUCUGUCGGCAUUCUACUACGGGUAUAUUGCUACGCAGAUCCUCGGUGCGCAUGUGGCAGCAUGGUACGGCCCGAAGAUCGUUCUCUUGGUGGGCGUUAUCACGUGGACGUUCUUUGACGUGCUCACGGUUCCGUUCGCUGAAAACUCGACGUUGCUAUGGAUUGCGCGCGUCGGCAUGGGUCUUGGGGAAGGCAUCAUCUUUCCAUGCAUGCACAGCAUCGCAUUGGCGUGGUAUCCGUUGUCUGAGCGCAGUCGACUCACGGCAAACGUCAGUAGCGGCAUGGACCUUGGCACGGUCGUGGCCAUGUUGCUCUCGCCGUGGUUGAUGACUCAAUACGGGUACCCUGCCAUCUUCAUCACAUUCGGCGUGUUGUCAUCUGCGUGGAUCGUCCUCUUUGCCUUCCGUGGGUCGGACGCCCCUGACGCCGACAAGUAUGUGUCAAGCGGCGAGAAGGCGCUCGUGCUUUCCCAGCGAGGCGCCCCCGACGACGAUGACUCGACCAUGCAUUUCUACGCGCCGCCCGUGCUUGCCAUCUACGUCACACAUUUCGCCUACAACUACGGCUGGUAUGUGCUAUUGAGGUGGAGUCCGCAGUAUUUGCGCCUCCAACUGCAUUUGGAAGUCGCGACGUCGGGGGUGGCGGCGGCGCUGCCCUACUUUUGCGGGUACGUCGGGGUGUUGGUAUGGGGGUUUCUUUCCGACGACUUGAUUGGGCGCGGGGUGCGCGUCGUCACCGUCCGGAAGCUCAUGAACGGGCUGGGGCUGAUCGGGUCUGGCGUGUCAUUGUACAUGCUUCGGUUCGUGUCGUCCAGCGUGUCGGCCGUGGCGCUGCUUUCUGUGACAUUGUUCCUCUCCCGUGGCGCCACUGCCGGCUACUGGAUCAACAUGCUGGACGUCGCGCCCCGUCAUGCAGGACAUGUACGUAAUAAUAAUCUGGCAUCUUCGUCCUUUUACCCAAACUUUGGCUGAUUCGCCAAUAAGAAUGAUGAUCGAUUGUCUGACUUUUGGUAUGUAAAUAUGGUCCAGUGCACCCUAAUAUUUGAUUGGCUACUUGAUUUGUGUUGUGGGUUUUUGAUUGGUUCAUCGAUGGUCUGCCGAUUUGGUAUUCGAUUGGGCAAUUACCCAAACUCUCCAAUUUCGAAUAGUUAUAUCGUCGUGAUGAAUAUGUGCAGAAACGACAGUGUCUAUAUAGUUGAUGGCUGUGAGCAACACUGUUGGAACGAUCCCUGGUAUCUUUGGCAACAUCCUGACUGGCCAAAUUCUCGCCGCGACUGGGAAUUGGGACCUCGUGUUCCUCAUUGCGUCGGCGAUCAUGAUCUGCGGCGGCGUUGUGUUUCAAGUGUGGGCGUCAGACGUAUCGCAAGAGGAGUCGGCUAGUCCACGGAAGGGGGAUGGACGUGGCGGCAGGAGGAUCGAUGAUCGCACGGCGUUGCUGGCAACGUUGUAGACGAACGCGCAAGCAUGUCGAGUCAAACCAGAUGAUUGAUGCCCUUGUUAAGUUUUCACAUAGCCAAGAUGCCCAAUUGCAAUUCCAGAAAGAUCAGGGUCUUGAUGUAUGUAAAAGGUCUUGGAAUGGAGAGGGAGUCAAGCUGUAUGCCAUGUAUGGCCUGAAUGGAACGUGCAAACAUGUGAAGAUAUGUAGACGACACGUCUCUGCUGUACCAAGCAAGGCCUCGGAAAAAUACUAGGGAUAACGUUACUAG
Molecule: messenger RNA, 1880 nt
Organism: Aphanomyces astaci
Lineage: Eukaryota; Oomycota; Saprolegniomycetes; Saprolegniales; Verrucalvaceae
Exons: 3
Coding region: 25-1146 (373 amino acids)
Biological process (GO): transmembrane transport
Molecular function (GO): transmembrane transporter activity
Source: RefSeq, a predicted model, not a curated record